UACGCACACUGCGCAAGUCGACUUGCACCAAAACUUGGACUUCCAUCCAAUAUGCCCAUGUGUGCCAGACAUGGGUUUUAUCUGGGUUAAAUCAGCAUCAUCUGGGCAUGGGGUCUUUAAUGGGCUAAAUGUGGGACCCAAAUUGGUUUAAAGUUGUGAACCCCUGUUAGGUCGCCCAUUAUUGUUCAUUUGAGGGUCCCAUAUGGGCCACAUUUAGGCUAUAUUAGGCUAUAUUUAUACUUACUUUUUUUGUACAGCUGAUUUGGUUUAUACCAUAAUGGGUUACUUGACUGUAAUGCCGGGUCCUAAUCAGAUGCAAUGUGGUAAGAUUUCAGUGACAAACAGUUUGUCUGUCCACACCAGAUGUGACUAUGAGACGCGAUAAAGUCAAUCAAAAAUCACAGCCAAUCAGAGCACGUGUGCGGGCUCUCUCAGCAAGCUCCCGGCACUCAGAAUGAAAUGGAUAAAUACAUAAUAAAAUUCAUGAAUAUUACACCAUUUUAACAUUAUUAAAAAUACAUUUUAAAAUACAUUGAGUUACUGAAACAAUCUUUGACAUAGAAUACACUUGUCUGUUCACAAUGAGUUGAGAGUUUGAACAUUCUUCAUCAAUACUGGCUCACACACCUGGUCAGACUUGGCAGGCUUCGGCUCUGGGUCUGCGGUGGAUUCUGGCUUGUGGUUCAUGCUCAUGGCAAAUGCACUUUCAGGCUCCAGGACCCACACUGUUUCAGGCUUGAGCUCCAGAACGGACAUUGGGGCCAGCUCACACACCUGGACAAGCUCUGGGUCUGCAGUGGGCUCCACCUUUCCCAGUGUCCUUGGUGGCACUGGCUUUGUGGUGGCCGUGAAGAGUGGGGAACACUAGGGAGGAGUUCCAAGGCAGGUGCGGUCACUGGAAUGAGAAUAACUGCUGACUGGAUGAUGGUGGGAGUGGGCUGAGGAGGGUGAGAAGAUGUCCUCAUCUUCUAUACCUCCAUCCGUGAAUGGCGAGCCACUCAGCCACAGCGCAUAAUCCAAGUACUGUGUCAGUGUGCAGGUGGUAGCUCCUACUUCCAGUAGUCGAAACAAGUGAUCAUCCAGCACACUCCAAAAACAGGUAGAGUGCCGUAAUUCCAGGACACCAUGUGGCAGUCUUCAAGGGGAUGGGCAUCUUGUGAAAGGGAGAGGAGAAGAUUUUCGGGGGAGUGAUUGGAAAAUAUUGUUUGGUCUGACCUUCUGUCACGAUCAGGCUUGGACGCAAUGACCAGAACUGAGGUAAAACUCAAACAGGUAGGUUUAUUUGCAGUAGAGAUGGCAGUAUCAGUAUCAGGCCCGAUACUGUGCUUGUGUACUUGUACUCGUACUCAUUAAAAUGCUCCAAUACCAAAAAGUGAUGCCACACAGAGUGUGUACAGUGUUUGUGUCCAGACAAACAACACUGUAAAAUGUAAUUGCUGAGCUUACUAAAAUGAUUAAGUAAACUUAACUUAUUUUAUUAAGUUUGUUGAUAUUACUUAGUUUAACUAAGUAAUUCCAACUUUUUCCCCACACAAAGUGCUUAAACUCAACUUGUUCAUUUAGCUCAACUUAAAAGUUUAAGUAUUGUGAAUGCACCAUAUAUACAGUAGGUGGCGGUAAUACUCCAAAGGAGUGAGAGCUCAUUAAUUGGACGAAGAAGAAGACUGCACAUGCGUAGUUACUUGGUUCAGAUAGCAGGUUCAUUAAUUUGCACGUGGCUGGAUAAGAGCAUGAUGAGGUAAGUCUCACCACUGGAUGGAAUGGAUGGAAAAACAGUAUAAAGUUUAAAAUGGGUAAUUACAGGAGCAAACUACGGAGAGCUGGAUGCACCGAUGUUCUUGUUAAUUCAAUGAAAAGAGGGAGCCAAGAUUCUCCAAGAAAUGUCAAGAAACCCAAACGAUUCGAGAUCAAUUUUCUACCCAAUAUGCCUUCUGGUGAAAAUGAAAGCAGCAUGGAAUCAAAACGAUUAGAAAUUGUGGAGGAAAUGAAGAAACGACAUCCAAGUUCUACACUGACAGCACAGUACAUGUACAUAACUUUUUCGCUAAGAAGAAAAGAGUUGGUUGAAAAGGAGCCUUCAGUAAAGGAGACUUUACAAAGAUGGCCAGCACUCUUCAGGGAAAGUCAGAUUAUUGCUGAGUUCAACCGGAUCACAAGCAAAAACCUGAAGCAAGAAUUCUUCUCAGCCCUUGAUAAACAUACUUCUCGUUUUCUGGAAAUUUUCGAAUCAAAGAAAGGCACAACUGGAAAAAAGCUCUUGGAGCUUCUAAUGCAAAUUAAGUCUGCAAACAUCACUGAUGUCACUGCUCGACGGACAGCAGUUCUCCGUGGUCUUGCUGUCCUUCUUGGGGAAGACACUACAGACUUCUUCAAAACAUGCUUUGACAUUGAUAUCGUUGCACCUCAAGUAUCGAUAGGAAUUCUCACUGUGGUGCCAGAGGACAGCCCGACGUCUCCACAAGGUUUGCCAUUGGAGGUCACUGAUACAGCAAUAAUUUUGGAGGGUGUUAUAGCAAUGGAUGGACUUGAGAAUGUUCCACAUGCCAUGUGUUUUGUUUUUGGGCUGAUCUAUGCUUUAAAUAUGGAGUACCCUUCACAACUUAAAAACACUUUUGAGUUCAUUCAAAGGGUUUUUCUUUCCCUGGGGCACAAAUCUCUCAAGCCAAAACUGCAAUCACUAAAAAACCUACUGUUUUAAUGUGUCUUUGUGUUUCUGAUGGCAGAAACAAGACCUUGUUACGGUAGGUCUGUUUUUUGUGUGUAUGUGUUUCUGAUGGCAGAAACAAGACCAUGUUACUGUAGGUCUGUUGUUGCAUUUUUUUGAGUUUUAAUCAGUCACCUGCCAACCUGGAUACAAAACCAAAACUCCAGUCACUAAAAGCUUUGUAGUAAAGAAUUUGUUCAAUAUGUUUUUAAUAGCAGAAACAAGACUGUCUUAGGUCUAUUGUUGCCUUUUGGUUGUUGUAUCCAGAUUGAUGGGUGACUGAUUAAAAAUCUCAAUACCCGCAACUUAAAAACCUUGAUGUUUUAAUUCAUUUUUGUUUUAAGCUUCUGAUGGCAGAAAAAUACCAUGUUAUUGUAGGUCUGUUGCUGCACUUUGGGUGUUUUAUUCAGGUUGAUGGGUGACUGAUUAAAACAAAUCUGUUUUAUUUAAAAUGUUUAGUGUUUGCAGAAACAAGGAUUUGUUACUGUAUGUCUGUUGCAUGUUGAGGUUUUUUUUUUUUUUGUCAUCCAUCAACUUGGGUAUAAAUCCUAGAAAAAAGAAACUGUAAUUGCUGCAUAACUUGGAUGUUUUGAUCAAGAUGUGUUCUUUGUGUUUCUGAUGGCAGAAACAAGACCAUGUUACAGUAGGUCUGUUGUUGAAUUUUUUUGGUAGGUUUAAUCAGACACCUACCAACCUGGAUUCAAAACCAAAACUUUUAGUCAAGAUGUGUUUGUUAGUUAUAACAGAAAGAUUUAGUCUUGUGUCUGUUGUUGCAUUUUGGGUGUUGUAUCCAGGUUGAUGGGUGACUGAUUAAA
Molecule: messenger RNA, 3519 nt
Organism: Megalobrama amblycephala (Wuchang bream)
Lineage: Eukaryota; Metazoa; Chordata; Actinopteri; Cypriniformes; Xenocyprididae
Exons: 4
Coding region: 1790-2698 (302 amino acids)
Source: RefSeq, a predicted model, not a curated record